AUUUGAAUGGCUAUCUAAAUAGCUAUAUGUUUUAAUCGCAAGGCUUCUAGAAUGAAGGAGCCAAGAUGCCUUUCUCGACCGUUGCAAUACUACUGUACUGCAGGGAAAGGCAUGGAGCAAUUUCUUGCUACGGAGGUGGUGUGUAAAUUGUCCGCUAGUGAUGUUAACCACGUAACGGGGAAAGUGUUUUUCACCACAUGUGCUGAUGUUAAGGAGGUGACAGGACUGAAGUCCGCGGAGAGGUUGUUUCUGUUGCUAAAGAGAUUACCGCCCCUCGCUGAAAAGGGAAACGCAGCACAGCUCAUCCAGGAGCAGAUCAUAGGCGAGCACCAGGCAUGGACGGAUGCACUGUCCCUGUGGCAGAGUCUCCGAAAGGCUCUGGAGGGGCACGACCUUGACCCAGUAGGCAGAGGACAGAGCAGGAAGAGGAAACGGGAAUGGGGUGAGAGUGAAAGGGAGGGGCCUGUUUUUGAAGGACCAGGACAGGUGAAAUGUCACGUCCCUGACAUGGAAACGGAGAAGGAGGCGGCUCCUCGGGUGGGGCUGCCACUGGUGGACGAGACCCCAGAGGAGCAUGGCGUACCUGGCUGCCAGCCAAAGGCAGUGACGUUCAGGGUCUGUUGUCGCACCAGUGGGGCUGUGUCUAGGAGGUUCAACUUCCAGGACCUGGGAAGGAUGAUUGGGGUGGCCAUUAGCAAACAGCUCGGCUGGAGGACAGACUUGAAAGAGCCUGAUCUGGAGGUCAAUGUACAUUUAAGUGACGACCAUUCUGUGCUCGGGCUACCGCUUCUAAGGCUUCCUUUAGCCAGUCGCAGUUAUAUCAAAACAGCAGGACUGCGAUGCACUGUAGCCUGGGCAAUGGCAUCGCUCGCAGACAUCAAGCCUGGGUCUUGUGUGCUAGAUCCAAUGUGUGGCAUGGGGACUAUACUAUUGGAAGCUGCCAAGGAAUAUCAAAAUUCCUUUUUCCUUGGCAUGGAUAUAGAUGGAUCACAGCUGGAGAAAGCAAGAGAAAAUGUACAAUUUGCAGAGCUUAAUCAAAGAAUUGAAUUGUUACAAUCAUCUGUUACAGCGAUUCCAGUUCCUUCAUGUAGCGUGGAUGCUGUCAUAUGUGAUAUUCCUUUUGGGAGAAAAUUUGGCUGCAAAGCUGAUAUGGCAGCUUCCCUGCCAGUUAUUGUGAAAGAAAUGGAGAGGGUGCUGUGUGUGGGUGGUGUGCUGGUGCUGCUGCUCAGCCCCCCACUCUCUGCCCUUCUGAGGAGGAGCUGCCAGCGUGCUGCUGCUGCUGCUGCAGUGAGCCAGCCGGGAGAACCCCCCUCUCAGCCCUCUCCAGGGAGAACAGGAGGCACAACCAGCAGCCACGCUACACCUGUCUUCCCCUCCCUAGAGCCCCUCGGUGUGCACAGAGUGAGUCUGGGAACGACUGACGCACUCAUUCACAAAUUCAGAAAGGUCUCCGUUCCGCGGGAGGGCUCCUGACCAAACAUUUCUGUUUUUGACAGGAGUUUUCCUUGACAGCAGGUGAUUCUGAAAUGUUUGUAUCUUUUUACUAAAAAGCUUAUCAUGUUGUCAUCAUUCAAAUGCAAAUCUUAUACAAAUCUCAUUUUCUGAUGUUUAUUUUCUGUAUGAGGCUAUAUGUUCGGGUAACAGAUCUUAAGAUCAGAGAAACAUUCCUUUUAUCUGUCAGCCACAUCUGAAGAGAGUGUUCUAAUGCCCCUUUGUGUUUCCUGUUGGUUUGCUUUGGAACCAAAGGUACACCUUCAAAAAUCCUUCUGAAAAAUUGCACCAAUCACAAAUUUGUA
Molecule: messenger RNA, 1796 nt
Organism: Megalops cyprinoides (Indo-Pacific tarpon)
Lineage: Eukaryota; Metazoa; Chordata; Actinopteri; Elopiformes; Megalopidae
Gene: thumpd2
Product: THUMP domain containing 2
Exons: 10
Coding region: 52-1473 (473 amino acids)
Biological process (GO): tRNA methylation
Molecular function (GO): RNA binding; tRNA (guanine) methyltransferase activity
Source: RefSeq, a predicted model, not a curated record